AUGUAUGCUACGGAAGCUGAUCGUGUAACUCAAAUUCCUAAACCGAAAAGUUUGUGGACAGAUGAUGAUAGGAAAAUACGAGAUGGUGAUGAUAAGGCUAAAGCGAUUCUUUCUAUGGCACUUGGUCAGGAUAUCUCUAUCGUAGUUGGAAACUGUAUAAGUGCUCAAGAAGUAUGGAAUGAGCUCAAGAAUUUGUAUGAAGGAAAUGCUGACAUGAAGGCGAGCAGAGUGAACAUGUUGAAUCAACAAUUUAGCUCUGGUGAAACAAUUGAAAAUCAGAUCAGAAGGUUUGUUAAACUGGUCUCGCAGAUGAUAAGUGCUAGUAUCACCAUUACGAAUAUUGGUAUGAAUCGUCAACUUCUAAACUCCUUGCCAAAGAAUUGGGAUGCUGAUGUAGCUAUGAUCAAGCGGACGAAGAAUUUGAACGAUGUCACACUUACUAAACUGAUUGCUAUAAUCAAGUCAUGUGAAAUUGAUAUCAGCAAAGAGACCUGA
Messenger RNA from Helianthus annuus (common sunflower), 495 nucleotides. RefSeq lists its product as uncharacterized. Lineage: Eukaryota; Viridiplantae; Streptophyta; Magnoliopsida; Asterales; Asteraceae. The record is from RefSeq and is a predicted model, not a curated record. The transcript has a single exon. The coding region runs from base 1 to 495 and encodes 164 amino acids.